CCGUCCGUCAACGAAAGAGUCCGAGCCGGAGCGAGGCUGUCCGGAACAUCCGGCUGUACCUUCUCAACAUAAACAGCAAUGGCGGAGGCAGCGGCAGCGUCUACGGCGGCUUCACCAGUAACAGGAGGUUGGACUAAACACGUAACCUGCAGGUAUUUCAUGCAUGGUCUUUGCAAAGAAGGAGACAACUGUCGAUAUUCUCACGAUCUGACCAGCAGCAAACCAGCAGCCAUGAUCUGCAAGUUCUUUCAGAACGGAAACUGUGUGUUUGGAGACCAUUGCAGGUUUGAACACUGUAAAUCAACAAAGAACGAGGAACUGCCAACCUCCCAGAUGCUGCCUCUGCCCUCCGCCUCGCUGGCUGGCCCCUCAGACCCUGAACCCAGUGGACCAACACCUGGGUCAGGCGUACAAGACUGGGUCAAUGCUGCUGAGUUUGUUCCCGGACAGCCGUACUGUGGACGGGCUGAGCCAGUGAAGGAGAACUCCCUCCCACUCAUUGAAGAGUUUGACAGUGAUGCAGUGCUGGACAACAAAGAGUUGAGGAAGCAGCUCUGUCCAUAUGCUGCAGUUGGAGAGUGUCGCUACGGAAUCAACUGUGCCUAUCUCCACGGUGAUGUGUGCGACAUGUGUGGCCUCCAGGUGCUCCACCCCACCGACAACACCCAGCGCUCAGACCACACUAAGGCAUGCAUUGAAGCCCAUGAGAAAGACAUGGAGAUUUCAUUUGCCAUCCAACGCAGCAAGGAUAUGAUGUGUGGUGUGUGUAUGGAGGUGGUAUUUGAGAAGGCCAACCCAAGUGAGCGCCGUUUUGGCAUCCUCUCCAACUGCAAUCAUUGCUACUGUCUAAAGUGCAUUCGCAAGUGGAGGAGUGCCAAGCAGUUUGAGAGCAAAAUCAUCAAGUCCUGUCCAGAGUGCCGAAUCACAUCCAACUUUGUCAUCCCAAGCGAGUACUGGGUGGAAGAUAAGGAUGACAAACAGAAACUCAUCCAGAAAUACAAGGAUGGCAUGGGGAGUAAAGCAUGUCGAUACUUUGAUGAGGGUCGUGGAACCUGCCCUUUCGGCUCAAACUGCUUUUACAAGCACGCCUUUCCUGAUGGACGACUGGAAGAAGCUCAACCUCAGCGAAGGCAAAAUGGAUCCAACAGCAGGAACCGGAACUCGAGGCGAACACCACUGUGGGACAUCUUUGACGAGCAGGAAAGCACCGACUCCUUUGACAACGAGGAUGAGGAGAUGGUGACGUUUGAGCUGAGCGAGAUGCUUCUCAUGCUGCUCGCCGCAGGAACCGAUGAUGAGGUAACAGAUUCUGAGGAUGAAUGGGACUUGUUUCAUGAGGAGCUGGACGAUUUCUACGAGAUUUACCUAUAGCAGCCCCCCAUCCCUACCCCCACCCUAAUUCAUGUAUACUAGACACUAGAAUGGACUGUCUUGUGCGAGUGAUGGACAGUAGCUUUUCCCCUCACCCUAUGUAUUGUGGCAGUGCCUUUAAGCAGGCCAUUAAUAAAUGAACUUACAAAAGAUUUAAAAAAAGACAAAAAAAUCCAACAAGUCAGUGCACUCGUGCUAAACAUUUUCUAGGCAUCUAUCCUCGUGAGUCUUUCUUGUGCGGUUCGUGUUAAAAGGAAAAAUGAUAAGAAGAACUCAGUAUAAGAUUUAACAAGAAUUAUAACUUUCUUCAAAGAAUAAACAUUGUCAAGUUUAUUUGUGGGUGUGAGUUUGACUUGUUUAUCAUCUACCCAGGUGUUGUACAUACUUCUGAGACUCUGAGGAUGCACUCAAACUUACUCAGCACCAUUUACUGUAAUCCUGAUGGGCAUGUUGUAAGAUUUUGAAAUUUUUGAAGGCCGGUACUUCUUUUUUUUUCUUUAUCAAAGCUGCUGAUAGCAAGUUUAUUGUGCUGAUGUUUAAUAAAUUUACCAUCUCCAUUUUCAUGUUGUACUGAAAAGUAUUUCUCUGCUUUCAAUAAUUUUAUACUUACAUUUUUCAUUAAAAGACCUUUUAUGGGUCAUUUAGAUCACAAUGGAAGAUAAACUGUCUUUUAAAGCCCCAACAAGGACAGCUGCCUUUGUAACCCUGAAACAUCACCCACUGAGCAGCUCAUGCAGUUCUUUCCAGAAAGAAUGUUAAACAUGUAAAUGAAACUUGAUACAGGCAGUCAUCUUUGGAAAUUGAAAGAUGGGGGGAAAAGGCAGAAUUUCUUUUACACUCAGCUGAUGGGCCCACAUAAGGCUCAGUGUGAUUAUGAUCUUGUAUAAUGAUGUUGACUAACGUAAGUCCACAGAGGACUGCUCACAAACUGUGUGCUUAGUGCUUUCAAAGGUGGCUAGAAACCAAUACUACUGAAAAGAUAAUCUGCCUUUUUCUGUACACUGAUCAGUUCCAACAUUAAACCACCUGCCUUACAUUGUGUAGUCCCCCCCUCCUGUCUGACCAAUCAGGGCAUGGACAGAGAACCCCUGAUGUUCUCCUGCUGUGUCUCGCUCUUUGGAUCCUUUGGGUCGAUUGGUCUUAUUUCAGCACAUCCUGCUGAUACUCUUUCAAACUGAGAUCUAGGGAGUUAGGAGGUCAGGCCAACACCUAUGAUUUUAUUUUUUUGGUUCCUUGAGCCAUUUUUACGGUGUGGCAGGGUGCAUUGUCCUGCUGGGGAGGAGUUGGCAUCGGAGGAGUGGGGACUGCUCAGUUUUUAGGAGGGCAGGUCAUAUUAAUUCACAUCCACAUGAAAGCCAUGACCCAAGGUCUCCCAGCAGAACUCUGUUGCAACAAGUAGAUAAUUGUCAGUCACUUACCUGUCAGUUGUUGUAAUGUGGUGGCUGAUCGAUAGAUGUUUUUUAGUGGACAAAUGAUGUUAUGAGCUGCUCAGUAACUGAAGUGUCUGGGUUACAGAGAUGGUGAUCUGAUCCAAAAAUUCACCUACUGAAGUAGUCUUGGAAACAAAACGCCUCUCAAAGAAGGAUGAAUUCAAUGUACAGUUAUCCUGCAAAGUGGUUUCCCAAUGCUUCUGUCUGACUUUGAUCAGAGUUCUCAUGUAGUUCGGCAUAAAAAUCCAACUGGCUGCAUACAUCAGCAAACUGCUUCAUCAAUCAAAUAAAGAAAAAAAGAUUGACCUUUUCAUUUGACAUCCGUCCGUGGAUGCCUUUGGCACCAAAAGACAAGUCCUCCUCUACACCAAGCUAGAGUCGCCAGUUCAGAUUAAAAAAUCUUCAGCAGGCUUAAAGUGCAGAGGAUGUUGGAGUCGGGAGACAUUUCAUUUCCAUUCACUGUUCUCUCUUGGCUUCACUGAAUAUAGCAUAUUAAGCUUUGCUGCUGAGAUGCUGACCCACAGACUCCUGACAGCUGGUGCCAACCUGUUGAACUCCUUUGGAAUGCAUAUGUUUAUACUGAAAUGUGUGUUUUCUAUGUUCCACAGCUAUCCAUCUUAACUUGAAAUUAAAGUUUAUUAUCAAUCUCU
This is a messenger RNA of Amphiprion ocellaris (clown anemonefish), 3451 nucleotides long. RefSeq names its product makorin, ring finger protein, 1 (gene mkrn1). Gene Ontology annotation, biological process: protein polyubiquitination. The coding region runs from base 79 to 1371 and encodes 430 amino acids. Gene Ontology annotation, molecular function: metal ion binding; ubiquitin protein ligase activity. The record is from RefSeq and is a predicted model, not a curated record. Lineage: Eukaryota; Metazoa; Chordata; Actinopteri; Pomacentridae. The transcript is spliced from 8 exons.